UGGUGUUGCACUGAUAUUCUUCCGACUGCGUUUCCACUCCGGUUUGUGAUUCUUCAGCUAGCCGAGUGCUGCCACUAUGACCGGCCGGGUUCUAGUCGGAGUUAAGCGGGUUAUUGACUACGCCGUAAAGAUCCGAGUCAAGCCUGACAAAACCGGCGUGGUUACGGAUGGCGUGAAACACUCGAUGAACCCUUUCUGUGAGAUCGCAGUGGAGGAGGCUGUCCGACUGAAGGAGAAGAAACUGGUGAAGGAGGUUGUGGCUGUAAGCUGUGGACCUCAGCAAGUCCAGGAGACCAUCCGUACAGCGCUGGCUAUGGGGGCAGACCGCGGCAUUCACGUGGAGGUUUCCGGAAAGGACUACGAGUCUCUCGGGCCUCUGCAGGUGUCCAAGAUCCUCGCCGCGUUGGCCAAGAACGAGGACGCUUCCCUCAUCAUCCUCGGGAAACAGGCUAUCGAUGACGACUGUAAUCAGACGGGUCAGAUGACGGCCGCUCUGUUGGACUGGCCCCAGGGGACCUUCGCCUCCGAGGUGACGUUCGAGGGAGAUAAACUGAAAGUGGUGCGAGAGAUUGACGGAGGACUGGAGACCAUUAAAAUCAACACGCCUGCGGUGGUGACUGCCGACCUCCGCCUCAACACACCCCGAUACGCCACACUGCCCAACAUCAUGAAAGCCAAGAAAAAGAAGAUCGCCAGCGUGAAGCCAGGAGACCUGGGAGUGGACAUGAGCUCUCGGAUGGAGGUGCUGCGGGUGGACGAGCCGCCACAGAGGCAGGCUGGAAUGAAAGUGGAGUCGGUGGAGGAGCUGGUGGCUAAGCUGAAGGAGGCAGGAAGCAUAUAAAGGCCAAGGGAGGAGGUGGAGCUAGUGCACCUACUCACUGGGAUCUAUUUUACUCAUCGCCAUAAACCCUGACUCAAACCCCACGGACGUUCGACACUUUCACCGAUUCUCUGACCAGCCGGCUGUAGCGGUGUCCGCUCCGUUCUGUAUCCCGACUCCAUCGUUAUUUCUCGUCCUGGUCCUUAUAACUCUCACACUCAUCUUUGUAGUAAUUUUUCUGCUGUGUUACAGCUAGUGUCACUACACUGUCUGGUGUAGAUUAAUGCUGAGAGACACUUUCUCACGUUAAAGAGAAGGAAUGCUGAUCUAGGAUCAGUUUUUGCUUCCUGUUUGAUCACAUCAUAUAUUUAAAUGAUCAGAAUUCAGAGCGGUACUGAUCCGUAUUCAUCUCUGACUGACGGCUGGAGGAAGAAGCGUUUUUGCUUUUUAUGCUGUAUUCAGUAUGUUUAUUAGAUACUUCAAUUGGAAACCUUCCUAGAUUAGCACUUGUACACUACCUGAUUCAAGUAAACGAACCGGUUUCCCGUUAUUUUGUCCGUCCUGCGUCCGUCCCUGUCAGAAAGACGAGAUGUUUAUGAUACGAGGGUGUGUCUAUGAUCCUACACUCUUUAUAAACAAAGGACGUUUCUAAUAAAUACACACACCGUCUAUAAAAACCUCGUCUGAACCGUAGAUAAAUCACACGAGUACCGUUUCAGCUUGAAUAGUUUAUACUUCAGAGAGUGUCUCUCAGCAUGGGCCAGAACGAGAGAAAUGAGCUCUUUUUUUUUUCUUUUUUUUUUUACCACAAACGCUUCUGGUUUUGAGUUUUGAUUGUACAGUAUCUAACUGUGAAAAUAAAAAAAAAACAAUCUGUUCUUUUCA
Molecule: messenger RNA, 1705 nt
Organism: Ictalurus furcatus (blue catfish)
Lineage: Eukaryota; Metazoa; Chordata; Actinopteri; Siluriformes; Ictaluridae
Gene: etfb
Product: electron transfer flavoprotein subunit beta
Exons: 7
Coding region: 77-841 (254 amino acids)
Cellular component (GO): cytosol
Molecular function (GO): electron transfer activity
Source: RefSeq, a predicted model, not a curated record